This is a messenger RNA of Cyprinus carpio (common carp), 1074 nucleotides long. Its product is annotated as trypsin-like. Lineage: Eukaryota; Metazoa; Chordata; Actinopteri; Cypriniformes; Cyprinidae. The record is from RefSeq and is a predicted model, not a curated record. Gene Ontology annotation, molecular function: serine-type endopeptidase activity. Gene Ontology annotation, biological process: proteolysis.
ACAGGUUUGGAACGACUUGAGGGUUAGUAAAAGAUGACAAUUUUCAUUUUUGGGUGAAUUACCAGGAAACCACGUUUUAACAUAAUAACAUUCACAUUUUACAUUUAAUUAACAGAAGAAACAUCCAGGAAAUGCUGUGGUUUGCUCUAAAGGGAGGCCUGCCCUUUUACUUUGAGUAGUUUAAAAGUCAGUGACACAUCUUCAAUGUUCCAGUAGCACAAUGACACACUUCACUGCGAUUCUGCUCACCACAGCUGUGACCACACUGCACAUCACAGUUGUGGUUGGAGUUGAGAUAAUCAACGGGGGAAAAGUUUCAAAAAAUUCCUUGCAAUACAUGGUCUCAGUGCAGAACAAUAAAAAACAUUUUUGUGGAGGAUUUCUGAUAUCUCCUCAGUAUGUUCUUACAGCUGCACACUGUGCAAGUAAAGAGAUGACUGUUGUUCUUGGCGACCAUGAUAUUUCUCCACAGAAAAAUCUAAAAAGAUAUGAUGUGAUUCACAAAUUUAUACCAAAAACAUUCAAAAAUGUUGAGAUGGGUAAUGACAUCAUGCUUCUAAAGAUUUCUAGUAAAGCAGUUUUGGGAGAAAAGGUGAAGACGGUGAAAAUCCCAGAUCUACAUUACAGAGUUGAAAGCAAUACCCAGUGCUUGGUUGCUGGAUGGGGUUCGACUAAACAGCACAAAGAUGUCAAUUACCUUUUGGCCUUGAAUGUAUCAACUGUUGACAUCCACAACUGCAAGAAAGCAUGGAAGAAAAAACCAAAACAAAAAAAAAGCAUCACAAAACUUCCACCAAACAUCAUCUGUGCUGGAGGAUAUAAACAGAAUGGAGGAGUGUGCUUGGGUGAUUCUGGAGGUCCGCUGGUAUGCAAUUCAAUGGCAGUGGGCAUUGUGUCUUUCUGCAGAAUCUGUAAAUAUCCUGAUGUACCGAAUAUCUUCACUGAUAUUUCAAAAUAUGCACAUUGGAUCAAAGCAAUUAAGAAGAAAAAAGAAACUUAAGAGUUUUGCGUUCACAGCACUUGCAAAUCAUCCUUAAACAUACAAUGCUGACCAAAUAAAAUUGUUUUGCUGAA